Messenger RNA from Eimeria acervulina, 2598 nucleotides. RefSeq lists its product as hypothetical. Lineage: Eukaryota; Apicomplexa; Conoidasida; Eucoccidiorida; Eimeriidae. The record is from RefSeq and is a predicted model, not a curated record. The transcript is spliced from 3 exons. The coding region runs from base 1 to 2598 and encodes 865 amino acids.
AUGCAAGUGAGGCGAAUAUUCGAUUUACUGCCUCAGGACCCAUCAAGUUCACCGCCAGCCUACUGGCAGCCACAACACCGCUGGCAAGGGCCCCCAUACGGAGGCACCAGCAGCAGCCUAUACGAGGGCGAUUCCUUGCCCAGACAGUUCAGCUCUUCCCAGGCUCUCCCAGGCCCUCACAAUCACUUCAGUUUCCAGCAACAAGACAAACUGCUGUACGGGUUCAAAGGCGGAGGCGACCCCCAGCAUUGCAGCGGAAGCACGCAGCAAUGCAGCAACAGCACCAUGGCCACCAGCGACGCUUUCGAUAGACACGGCUUCACCCAAUGGUCCUGCAGUCAACCGCAGAGCAGGUGGUACGCCAACAACCCCAACAGCAGCCGCUCGCCUCAUCCACCACCUUCAGCUACAGCAGCAGCAGCAACAACAGCAGGGCGUAGGCCUCACCACGGAAGUUUGCAGCAAGGGGCAUACUAUCAUCACCCGUCUGCUUCCCAGGUCUUUCCUGCGAGGGUCCCUUCCUCGUUUGAGCAUCAGGAUAGUCAGCUUCCCUGCAGCAGCAACAACAGCAGCAGCAACCACCACAGCAACAAGAACAGCAGCAACAACUGCAGCAGCAACAACAAUAGCAGCCCUGCUAAUGGCGGCGUAGGAGUAACAGGCUGCAGCAAUAUCUCCAAGAGGCCAGCGGAGUCAUCUCAGCAAUUUAGGGAAGGUUGGUGUAUGCCAACGGCUGCACAAGAAGCUGCUGCGGCUCCCCGUGCAGCAGCGCCUUAUGAAGAGGCCCUGUGCUAUCGCUCCACCCUUCCUGCCCAGAGCAGCAGCAACACCAGCAGCAACACCAGCAGCAAUACCAACGGCAAUAGCAACAGCAACAGCAGCAGCAGCAGCAACAACAAGCCGACAGCAGGAAACUCCUUUGCCCUACCAGGAGCGCCGCAAGCGUGUUCAUCUCAGAAGAAUUUAUCUUCCAUUCCUUGCGAUGGUAUCAAGGUACUGGGCGCAUACUGCACCUCCAACCGAGUAUAUCGCAAACACGAAACCCUAGAAAGGCAUAUGGCGUCGGGUGCAUGCAGCGGACCACCAGCGAAAAACAGAUCCGCAGCAGCAACAACCAACACCAACACCCGUUGUCUGCCGCAGCAGCAAAAACAGCAGCAGCAAAAACAGCAGCAGCAAAAACAGCAAAAGCUGCUUAUACAGCGGCAGCAAACGCAGGAGGGGCAGCAAGAACAUGAGCAUAACCAGCAGCAGCAGCAGCAAGAGCAGCAGCAGCAGCAAUGGAAGAGGCCCCGCGCAGGUGUUGCAUGCGGCGGAUCAUCAAUGAAUGUGCGUAUGGGGGGUCUUCUAUCGCCGAGUUGCGAAUUGCCUCGAAGUUGCUGCCCUCCCCUCAACGGCCAACAGCAGCAGCAGCAGUGUAGCUACAGCGAGUGUGGUGCUGCUGCUGCAGCAGGAUCAGCAGCAGCACCCUAUCAAGCAACAGCAGCACCACCACCAGCAGCAGCUGUUGCUGCUGGUGCUUUCCAUGGGCGCGGGCGUCUUGCAGAGCCUGCGUUUGAAGCAGAGAGAGCAGCAGCACUGCGAGAAGAGGAAGAAGAAGAAAUGCGGCUAAGACGAAACUCCUUCACCCAACCGCAGCCUCUCCGCUUCUUCGCCCCCCACCACCACCAACUUGCACAUACUGAAAACACUCACAGACCUCUCAGCAGCAGCAGCAACAACAACAACAACAGGAGCUGCGGGCUACAGCAACAAGCUUACUUCGAGCCUUCUUUGUCUCCAAGGGCCUCUGAGGUUUCGACGUGUUUGGAGGAAUUACCCCUCGACCAAAUACUCCGCCGUCUCUCGCAGCGAGAUAUUCAGGUUUUAUUAAACAACACGUUUAUACAAACGCAGCAACAAACAGCACAUAACAAAACAAAGGCAAUAACAGCAGCAACAACAACUGAAGCAGCAGCAGAAACAGCAGCAGAGGCAGUAGCAAAUGCAGAACCAACAGCACCAGCAGCAGCAGCAACAACAACCGCAGCAAGAACAACAAUGAAAGGACCUACGCAAGGAAGCGCAAGCGAAGAUACGCGCAGACAGCAAUGCAAUGCAGCGGCCUCUUCAGUUCUGCCUGAGGAAUCUGCUUGUCAACAGACGGAUAACAGAAACAGCAACACCAGCAGCAGCAAAUGCAGAACCAACAGCACCAGCAGCAAACGAAAGAGCAACAGAAGAAGCAGCAGCAGCGACGAGACGCCGCAAUACGCAGCAAACAGCUGCAACCGCCGCCGGUCUCUGCCUGUUGCGCCCGACUCCCCAAAAGCCUUCACGCGGCAGCGAAUGCAGCAACAGAAGCAGCAGCAGCAACACCUGCAGCAGGGCCAGCAGCAGCAAGAGCAGCAGCAGCAGCAGCAGCAAGAGCAGCAGCAGCAAGAGCAGCAGCUGCAGCAGCAGCAGCAGCAGCAGACAGCUGCUAGGCCGGUGGGAGUGUUUAGCAGCAGCAGGGAAAAGGAUAAUCAUAUUUGUCGUUCUGCUUGCACUACGGGUUUAGUUAAAGAGCAGCGGAGUUGCGGUGUACAGACAGAUAUCAGCAUGCAAAGCGCUGUUUAA